Messenger RNA from Geodia barretti, 741 nucleotides. Lineage: Eukaryota; Metazoa; Porifera; Demospongiae; Tetractinellida; Geodiidae. The record is from the annotation of a GenBank genome assembly.
UUGCGGAGUACCAGCGUAAAGUACGAACGGGUACUGCUGAAGCUUAGCGGUGAGUCGUUCACAGGCGAGCGAGGCUUUGGCACCGAUUCCGGUGCUGUCUCUUACAUGGCGCAGCAGAUAAAAAAUAUUUGCGAGCUCGGUGUGGAGACCGCGAUUGUCGUGGGUGGUGGAAACAUCCUGCGCGGUUGGGAAGCUGAAUCCGAAGGAAUGGAUCGCUCAACCGCCGACUACGCUGGGAUGCUUGCGACCAUUAUCAAUGCACUCGCGUUACAGGAUUCUCUUGAGCGUCACCACGGUCUGGAAGUCCGCACCCAAAGCGCCAUCACCGUUCAGCAGAUAGCCGAGCCGUACAUUCGGCGCCGUGCAAUCCGACACUUGGAAAAAGGGCGUGUGGUCAUAUUCGCCGGAGGUACGGGCAACCCGUUUAUGACCACGGACACGGCCGCGGCGCUUCGCUCAAUCGAAAUAGAAGCCAAAGUGCUGCUGAUGGCAAAGAACAAUGUUGACGGCAUCUACGAGGCAGACCCAAAUCUCUUUCCGGAUGCCGCCAAAAUUGACUUCCUCACGCACCAGGAAGCCUUGGAGCGUCGGCUGAGGAUUAUGGACGCCACCGCCCUGUCACUCUGCAUGGACAACGACUUGCCGAUUAUCGUAUUUGACCUUUUUGAGACUGGAAGUAUCGAGAAAAUAAUUGCAGGCGACCCGUUGGGGUCCGUAGUCGCUUCCGCCCCCGCGCUGUAA